UUAUGAAAUAAUAAUAAUUUAUACUAAUUAUUGAGCUCUCGUCACGUUUUCGGAAUUCUCGUUCCGACAUUUUAUAUCGGUGACCUUGUUCUCCCUGCAGCUCACGCAAUUUCAGUAUUUUGAAAAUAAACAAUGGCUCCCCCAUCAUACUCUGAUUUAGGAAAAGCAGCACGUGAUGUUUUUAGCAAAGGAUUCAAUUGGGGCUUUUUUAAAUUGGAUGCCAAGACAAAAACACAAAGCAAUGUUGAGUUUAAAGCUUCCUUGAGCUCAAACAGAGACACUGGUAAAGUGUCUGGUAGUCUUGAAACAAAAUACAAAUGGACAGACUAUGGUAUCACUUUUACUGAGAAAUGGAAUACAGACAAUGUGCUGAAUACAGAAAUCAAAAUUGAAGAUCAAAUUGCUGAAGGAUUAGAGUUGACAUUUGAUACAUCAUUUGCUCCACAGACUGGUAAGAAGAGUGGUAAAAUCAAGACAGCUUACAAAAUGGAUUAUGUACACUUGAACUGUGAUAUGGACUUGGAUUUUGCUGGGCCAACCAUUCAUGGUGCUGCAGUAUUAGGGUAUGAAGGCUGGCUUGCUGGAUACCAGGUGUCUUUUGACACCUCAAAAUCUAAGCUUACUCGCAGCAACUUUGGUUUUGGAUUUAAUGGUGGCGACUUUGCAUUCACAACACAUGUCAACAACUCCUGGAAGGAUGGCAAUAAUGAUGGUCAAGAAUUUGUUGGCUCUGUGCACCAAAAAGUGAGUGAUAAUCUGGAAGCUGCAGUGAAUUUAUCAUGGGCAGCUGGUACUGGUAGCACCACAUUUGCUGUAGGAGGCAAAUACAAGCUGGACAAUGAUGCAUCUAUUAGUGCUAAAGUGAACAACUCAAGUCAUGUAGGCAUUGGCUACACACAGACUUUGAGAGAUGAAUUAGCCAAUGGAGGAAUAAGAGUGAAGAUGACUAUAUCUGCCUUGAUAGAUGGCAAAAAUAUUAACCAAGGAGGCCAUAAGGUUGGCUUGGGAUUGGAGUUUGAAGCCUAAAUGGUCUGUAUACAAGUGACAGUGGUGUUAGGGAGGUUGUGUGAAGCUUAACGCUGGCAAGAAUGUUCUCUCCAUGAGACUUGACAAGACAACUUGAGGACAUUAUUUUUUACUUGUAAUCUUUCUGCCGGCAGAGAUAAGCACCAUUUUCCCAUUUUUAAUAAUCAUUUUUAUUUAAAAGCAUAAUGCAUUAUACGUUACACUAGCAAUUUUUAGUAUCAAAGAAUGACCUACGCCCAAAUUUGUGUGAUUAUCUAAGCAAUUUCUGCCAAGGAAACCUUAUUUGAUUAACUAAGCAAAGAUCUUUUAUAGAAUGUAGGAUAUUAUUUGUGCAGCUCAGGAAAGAUCUGAUUAGCGUCUGUUUGCAUGCCUCAAUCAUCUUGAAUGUGUUUAUGCCGUAAGACAAGGAUGAAUAAUGGGCAUGUUUUAUACAAGGUGCACAUAGAAUGAACGACCCAGGGUUUUUGUUUGUUCCUGAGGGGGAGUUAAGUUUUUCUUACCAGUAUUUAGAGGGAUUCCUAUCUGGAUGGUAUUUUAUUCCAGUAUAGUUGAAUUCAUUAGUUCUGGGUUUUUAUUUUUAAAUAUUAUUCUGGACUUAAGUUGGUCAUGUCUGUAUUAUGUAUGUUUGAAUGGCUAAUAAACAAACCUGUAUGUAUUGUC
Molecule: messenger RNA, 1686 nt
Organism: Physella acuta
Lineage: Eukaryota; Metazoa; Mollusca; Gastropoda; Physidae
Product: voltage-dependent anion-selective channel protein 2
Biological process (GO): monoatomic anion transmembrane transport
Cellular component (GO): mitochondrial outer membrane
Molecular function (GO): voltage-gated monoatomic anion channel activity
Source: RefSeq, a predicted model, not a curated record